UCACCCCACAAAUCUAAAGUAAUUAUGAUAGAUAGAUAGAUAGAUAGAUAGAUAGAUAGAUAGAUAGAUAGAUAGAUAUGCAAAUAAUCAUACACCAUGAUGAUACUGAUAUUACUCAGUACUAGUAACAAGGACAACCCUCAUAGUUUUAAAUAACAAAGCAAACAGUGUAAGGAAAGCUCCUGUGUGCCAUUGAGGCGGGGAUAAGCUGUGAUGAUGUAACAGGAAGCUACUACACUGAAUAUCUUACAGCCUGACAGCCGUCGUCAUUCACGCGCUGCGCGUCUCAGGCGCUCUUUCAUCUCUGAUACUGUUACCUAGUUUCAUUCCGUCGUGACGUCGAGAAGGAAAGUAAUGACUGUUUGUGUUUUUAAAUAACAAGACGACGCAUUCGUUUUUAUCUGAACAUCUGCAGAACACCUUGGAUUUAAUCUACAGAUCAAUAGUGGGUCAUUGCAAAUGCCAAAGAAGAUGACAGCUAGCUGCUGGACGAUCUGUCUGUUUCUGCUGGGAUCUGCCACAGAGUUCAUUGUUCUAGCCAGUCCUGAGGUAAACGAAAGCCAGCAACUACAUCCUCAAAAUGUGUACCAUGACAUCGGAGUUACCAGAAACAAGAUUGUGACGGCACAGUUCGAGUGCUAUCAGAAGAUCAUGAAGGACACCAGUCAAGACAGAAGAGUUGGCCCCGUGUGCAAUAGGACGUGGGAUGGAUGGUUGUGUUGGGAUGACACCGAGGCCGGUGUCACUUCUGAGCAACACUGCCCGGACUAUUUCCAGGACUUUGACCCUACAGAAAUGGUCACCAAAAUAUGUACGGAAAGCGGGCAGUGGUUCUCGCAUCCUGAGAGUAAUCGCACAUGGACGAAUUUCACCAGAUGUAAUUUGCACACUAGUGAAGGACGCAGGACCGCAAUGAAUUUGUUCUACUUGGCGCUAAUAGGUCACGGGCUCUCUUUAACAUCUUUGUUCAUCUCGCUAGGCAUAUUCUUUCAUUUCAAGAGUUUGAGCUGCCAGAGAAUCACCCUGCACAAAAACCUUUUCUUUUCAUUUGUAUUAAACUCUAUCAUCACGAUCAUUUGGUUAACAGCAGUGGCAAACAACCAAGAGCUGGUUCAGGAAAACCCAAUCAGCUGCAAAGUAUCACAAUUUAUCCAUCUGUACAUCUUUGGAUGCAACUACUUCUGGAUGCUUUGCGAAGGGAUUUACUUGCACACACUCAUUGUUGUGGCAGUUUUUGCUGAAAAACAGCAUUUAAUGUGGUAUUACCUUCUUGGAUGGGGUUUCCCACUUAUACCCGCUACAAUACAUGCCGUAGCCAGAAGUUAUUACUACAAUGAUAAUUGUUGGAUCAGCUCAAGUACUUCUCUUCUAUACAUUAUUCAUGGUCCUAUCUGCGCAGCACUGCUGGUAAAUUUGUUCUUUCUGCUGAACAUCGUUCGAGUUCUCAUCACCAAACUGAAAGUGACGCACCAAGCAGAGUCUAGUCUGUAUAUGAAAGCGGUCCGCGCCACCCUCAUUCUGGUUCCACUGCUGGGAAUCCAGUACGUUCUCCUCCCAUACAAACCCGGGGAACGUGUUUCUGCCGAAAUCUACGACUAUGUCAUGCAUAUCCUAAUGCAUUAUCAGGGACUUCUGGUGGCCACGAUCUUCUGCUUUUUUAACGGUGAGGUCCAGGCUGUUUUGAGAAGGCACUGGAACCAGUACCGCAUACAGUUUGGGAGCAUCAUACAGUCUGAUGGUCUGAGAUCUGCAUCGUACACCACGUCCUCCAUUACAGAGGUGCAGGGCUGUUACAGCAUUGACGGCCACACAGAACACUUGAAUGGCAAAAACUAUCAUGACAUUGACAACAUCAACUUAAAACCAGAGAACCCCUUUGCCUGAUGCCACUGAAUGUGGCAGUAUGCCGCUUAAGAAAAAAAAAAAUAUAAUAAACUGUUGACUACAGCGACAGCUGUCACAUGGCUGACUUGGACCUUUUUACCCCAUAAUUCACUGCUCAUACUCUCUGAAGGGUGGAGAAAAGGCAUUUCUCCUAGAAUUUACACUGAAAACAUUUUACUACCUUCAUUUAAUGUUAAAUGGACAAAUAUAAGCAUUACUGGCCUUGUCUUUGUACUUUGCAGUAUUUUAGUUGGCUCGACUGCAGUGCGCAGUGGAACUGUGUAAAUAUUUAGCUUUUUUUUCUUUUAAUAUUUUUUUUUUUUUUUCAGAUUUCAUGUGUAAUGCACUUCUUUGUCUUAUAUUUGUCCCUGUGAUAAAAAAUAUAUAUAUAUGAACUGUAUAUCUAAUCAAAAUCAUGACCACACUGAGAAAUGUAUAUUUUUACUAAAAAACAAAAUUAUAUGUAGUUGAAACACAAAAAUUGAAAAGUGCCCAAAAGCCAAUGCCACUUUUCUCAUUUAUAAUAAUGAUUUAAUAAUUUUAAUGCAAAUCUGUUCUUUUCCUAUGCAGACAAUAUUACAGCCAAUAUAGACAAUUGUUGUCUUUGUUAAUCUGGACAAGAACUAACUUGAAACUUUGAAGAUUUAUAAUUUUUAGUAUACUCAAGUUUGGAUUCAAAUACAUCCGUUAACCUGAUAGCACACGUACGUCACAAAGACGUCUAUUUCACAUCUGCAAGAUGUAUUUUUUUUUUAAUGUUUGCUCAUCUGCAAUACGUCUAUUGGACGUCUCCUAUCAGAUGUCAAAUAGACGUCUAUUAGAUGUCUUUAAGAUGUUUAUGAUUUAGAAUGCACGUAAAACUGACAUCUGAAAGACGUCUGUCAGACGUUUGUACACAGCAGAUGCUUUCCAGAUCAAGAGAUCUUUAACAGACAUCUUGCAGACGUACGUGUGCUAUCUAGGUAUUUGACACAAAUCACAAACAUAAUCAUUCAUAAACACCUGACCCCUAAAAAUGACACUGGAGAUUGGACCACAAUUUAUGUAACAUUUCUAGGUUUAGUAAGAACUUACAGUACGAAAACAAGCUUACCACUUUAAGAUAUAUUUCACAAAUUACAUGCUUAUUUUCCACAAAUUAAUUUAUAUGACACAUGCCACAUUUUCAAGGUUUUGACUUCAUAUUUCUUGUAGUGCUCUCUCUUCAUGUAUACGUUUCUUUUAAUAUGUGGCUUUUGUAAAAUAAGGUACAAUAACCCGCUACCUAGUGUUACUCUGCAACUUUUCCUUUAACAUAGCAAAAGUGGAGUUUUUCGAGAUACCGCUCUCUUGUGUCAAAAGCAGGGAUUCCUUUCACCCACUCUACCUAAAUUCAAUUACAUUCCAUAUGAUUUGAAUAAUGUGCCCAUUGUUUAUUUCCUUUAAAUGUCACAGCGUUAGCAAAACUCACUCCAUUUUAGACUUCUCUGACAAUCAACAAGAUUUCAUAAUGCUUUAAGGAAUAGUUCACCCAAAAAUGAAAAUUGUCUUGGUUUACUCACCUUCAUGUCGUUCCAAACUCGUACUGUAUGUAGACUCAGAGUAUUUCCAAUGAAUCUCAUGCUUCUCUUUCCAAUAAUAGCUUAUAGUGGCCACAUCUGUCAAAACAACAUCAUAAAUGUAUUAUAAAUGCAACCCAUAUCUGACUCAUGCAUUAUAUUCUAAGCUUUCAGAAAGCAUAAAAGAUUUAAAUUUCAAUCUGUUCGCUUUACAUGACAAAUAGAUUAAAUUGCAAACCAUUAUUCACUGUGAGUUAAAUUAUUAUUUUGCAUCGGUGAUGUUUUCACAAAUAUAUGAAAAGCUCCCAGAUCCGGUUGCAUUUGUUUUUUUGUGUGAACUAUUCAAUUAAUUCCAGCUUUUGUCUGUAUGCAUAUUUAAACAAAAUUGUUGGCAAUGCUACAAAUGCGGGAAUAUGCUUGUAUUAAUUAUGUAAAUAAUAUAUUCUUAGCUGUAAUCACAUUUGAAUAUUUUAUAGGGGUGUGCAUAUCAUCGCUUUGUACCGCUGAUGUGAUUUGUGUGCAUUUCUUCCACCCUGAACAGGAACGUAACUCAUUCUGGGUUUGGAACGAAUCAGUAUUAAUAUUGCAAACCACAGCACUUCACAGCAUGUAAACAAAUGCCAAUCAAACAUCCACUGUAUCAUUUCAUCAGGUUUUCAUCAUCAGACUCGACGCAAUAUUCUUUUUCUUGAAUGUCAUUCAGUUUUAAUGAAUGUGUGCCAAUUACUGUUGCUCAUAAUGCUUUGUGAUGUUUUUUCGUUGUGUUGUUAGUUAUACUUUGUGUGUUUCAGUGAAAACAAAACAAUUGCUGCAGGGCGGUUUCAUACGUUUCAUACACAUAUUUGCUUGUCGUAUUUAAGGUUGUACUUUGUGUGAAAGUAAGUUUUGCUUUCCGAGUUAUCAGAAUAGUUGUAUUGUGUAUAUGCUGCACUUAAAUUCAACCACUUCUAAUGUUCUUUUCUGUAUGAAUGUAAUUUGUCUCGUUCUCUUGAGGUGUAUUCGUGUAACAUUUAUUUCAUAAAAUGUGGGCAGUGUUGCAAUCAUGUGUAUUGUAUUAUUCUGUAAUUAUAGUUGAUUAUUUCAAGUGUCCA
Labeo rohita (rohu) is the source of this 4513-nucleotide messenger RNA. RefSeq names its product calcitonin receptor-like a (gene calcrla). Bases 460 to 1884 code for a protein of 474 amino acids. NCBI's taxonomy places the organism in Eukaryota, Metazoa, Chordata, Actinopteri, Cypriniformes, Cyprinidae. Gene Ontology annotation, molecular function: adrenomedullin receptor activity; calcitonin gene-related peptide receptor activity; calcitonin receptor activity. Gene Ontology annotation, cellular component: plasma membrane. Gene Ontology annotation, biological process: cell surface receptor signaling pathway; angiogenesis; adenylate cyclase-activating G protein-coupled receptor signaling pathway. The transcript is spliced from 13 exons. The record is from RefSeq and is a predicted model, not a curated record.